AUGGUCACGGCGGUGGCGGCGGCGGGCGCCUCCGCGGGCCCCGGCCCCUGCCCGCGGCCCCCGACCAAGCGGCGGCGGCCGGCGGUGGGCGGCAGCGAGAGCGGCUGCGAGGCGGAGAGCCCGCUGGAGCUGCGCGACUUCCGCGACUACGGCGAGAGCUGGUACCGCUCCCGCAAGGGGCUGGAGAGACGCUUCCAGCCGCGGGAGCCGCUCGCCCGGCAGCCGCAGGUGACGGCGGAGGCGCGCUGCAGGCUCGUCAGCUGGCUCAUCCCCGUGUACCGGCACCUGCGCCUCUCCUUCGAGAGCCUCUGCCUCGCCGUCAACACCCUCGACCGCUUCCUCGCCACCACCCCCGUGGCCGCCGACUGCUUCCAGCUGCUGGGGGUGACAGCUCUGCUCAUYGCCUGCAAGCAGGUGGAGGUGCACCCGCCGCGUGUGAAGGAGCUGCUCGCGCUCUGCUGCGACGCCUUCACGCGCCAGCAGCUCCUCAACCUGGAGUGCAUCGUGCUGCACAAGCUGCGCUUCAGCCUUGCGGCGCCCACCGUCAGCUUCUUCCUGGAGCACUUCACGUGCGUGCGCCUGGYCGCAGCCGGCAGUGCCACCCCCGAGGAACGUGCCGCCACCGAGGCCCGCGCCGCCCGCGGCCUGGCCCGCGCCGUGGCCGAGCUCAGCCUGGCCGACUACACGUUCAGGCGCUACGCGCCCUCGCUGCUGGCGGCUGCCGCGCUGGGGCUGGCCGACCAGCUGCUGCAGCACCGCGCGCCCCUCGACCUGCGCCUCAGCGGCUACCCGCGGUGCCGCCUGCGCGCCUGCAUGGCCCAGCUGCAGCUCCUCGUGGCGCUCAACGGGCACUGCCUGGCCCACGUGCUGCCCCACGGCCUCUCUGAGAGGUGUCCGCAGCCGCGCAGCAGCACCUGA
Messenger RNA from Nothoprocta perdicaria, 918 nucleotides. It is a transcript of the gene CCNO, whose product is annotated as cyclin O. The transcript is spliced from 3 exons. The record is from RefSeq and is a predicted model, not a curated record. Gene Ontology annotation, molecular function: cyclin-dependent protein serine/threonine kinase regulator activity. Lineage: Eukaryota; Metazoa; Chordata; Aves; Tinamiformes; Tinamidae. Bases 1 to 918 code for a protein of 305 amino acids. Gene Ontology annotation, cellular component: cytoplasm; cyclin-dependent protein kinase holoenzyme complex; centrosome. Gene Ontology annotation, biological process: mitotic cell cycle phase transition; regulation of cyclin-dependent protein serine/threonine kinase activity.